Molecule: messenger RNA, 1880 nt
Organism: Salvelinus namaycush (lake trout)
Lineage: Eukaryota; Metazoa; Chordata; Actinopteri; Salmoniformes; Salmonidae
Product: bifunctional protein GlmU-like
Exons: 3
Coding region: 311-751 (146 amino acids)
Source: RefSeq, a predicted model, not a curated record
CCAAUAAAUUGGGUGAGAAGAAAAUACGCUAUGGGAAAUUAUAUUAGGUUUAACAUGUAGCGUAGGCUACAACGUAAUGCCCAUUUAAUUACCAAUAUUUAGGAUUUUAAGGGGUAGGCUACAGAAAACAGCAGUGGGGUGUGUGUUUUAACUGCAACGUUCAGCAGUUCAUGCACCGGAAUCUGUGUACCUUGACCUACUACUUUCUCAAACAAGGGGAAGUUAACUUUUUAUUAAAUAGUGCCACGUUAUGCACGUGGCAGGAAGAAAUACAUAACUUCAAUCCUAAACUGACGGUCUCUUUGAAAGUAUGGCAUCUGCAGGCUCUCCCCUCAAGGUCCACGCAGUGCGCUUUGGGCCGGGACAGGAUUUGCUGUGCUCCCUGCUGGCAUUCGUGGAGGAGAGAAACCUCAAAGCGCCAUUCAUCAUCACCUGUGUGGGUAGCGUAACCAAGGCAACACUCCGGCUGGCAAACGCCACUGCAGGGAAUACCAAUGAGGUGAUCCAUCUUGACGAUCGCCUUGAGAUCGUGUCGCUGGUGGGCACACUGAACAAGGAAGCUCACCUCCAUAUCUGCCUGGCCGACAAGGAGGGGAAGACGGUGGGAGGACAUGUACUGGGGGACCUGGAGGUGUUCACCACGGCUGAGGUGGUCAUCGGUGAGGCCUCUGAUCUGCUGUUUGACAGACAGAUGGACCAUCGCACAGGCUUCCCUGAGCUGGUCAUCCAACCCCGCUCUGAAAAGAACUAGACGAAGGAGGAGGACUUUAUUCACCUAUACUCACCUCCAUAUUUAUUUGGACAGUGAAGCAUUUUUUUUCCCUUCUCUAUAAUCCAGAAUUUGGGAUUUAAGAUCAAACGUUUCCUAUGAGGCGACAGUACAGAAAGUCACCUUUUCUGUUUUACUGUUAAGAUGUGAAAGCACUUCAUGUAUCUAGUUGCCCCAUUUAAAGAAGUCAUAAGUAUUUGGACAAAUUCACUUAUAGAGUAUUGAAGUGGUCUAAAGUUUAGUAUUUGGUCCUAUAUUCCUAGUACACAAUGAUUACAUCAAUCUGGUGACCCUACAAACUCGAUGGAUGCAUUUGCAGUUGGUUUUGGUUGUGUUUUGCCCAAUAGGAAGUGAAUGGUGAAUGAUGUCUGGAGUAGUUUUCUUUCUAAGUUAAUAGAUAAGAUGUUUCUCAACACUUCUAAAUGAAUCCUGUUAAUGCCACGCUUAAGAAAAAUCAGGAGAGAAUCAGGAAUAAUGACGAUCGAGAAGGUUACAGAGGCUACAACAAAACAUGCUAACCUCUCACCAUUACCUAUAACAGAGGCUACAACAAAACAUGCUAACCUCUCACCAUUACCUAUAACAGAGGCUACAACAAAACAUGCUAACCUCUCACCAUUACCUAUAACAGAGGCUACAACAAAACAUGCUAACCUCUCACCAUUACCUAUAACAGAGGCUACAACAAAACAUGCUAACCUCUCACCAUUACCAAUAGCAGGUUAGCAUUUUCAUUUAUUAAACUUCUGUAGCGCUUUUCAUAGAAUCUCAAAGUGCUUCAAGUAAUAUGAAACAUUUUAUCUCAAAUCCAAAAUGCUGGAGUAUAGAGCCCCCCCCCCCCCCAAAAAAAAUGCUUCACUGACUAAAUACAUAUGGAUGGGAGUGUAUGGAUGUCUAAUAGUAAUAUCUUCUCCUCUAGCAGUUUCAUAUAAAUAGAUUGUAAUGAGAUUUAAUUCAUUCUGCUUGACUACAAUGGCAGUGUAACACUUUAUACCAGAUAUUUGGAGACAGCUUUGUCUUUGUCGUUUUCUACACUGUUAUUACGCUUUUGUAAUGUAAUAUACUACGUUCACCAAGAGCAGCCUUAAUACAGCACGUCUCCCUAAUCUAA